GGUCGUCUUGAAUCAUGAGGAAACUGACCCCCACCCUGCGAAGGACGUUGUAUGUGUUUCUGGGAAUCUGUUUCAUCUGGUGUCUAAGUUUUCCAUACGUCAUCCUGAGAAAUUCCAGCCAGAAGGGCAGCAGCUUGAAGAAUCAUCAGAGACUUGGGCAGGAUGGCAGAGCUUUGGUGGAAACAAAAGGGGGUAAAGUCUCUCCUCCACCUUUGAAGGACUAUAAAGAAGAAUUAACUGCACUCCAGAUUAAAAUGGAGGCAGAGAAAGUAAAAGGACAAACAAGGGAAGAGAUGAUCAUAGAGCUGCGUUCGGACAAAUUACAACUGCAGCAACAAUUGGCCAAGCUGGAGGAGCUGCUAAAGCUGCAGGCACAGAGGGAGGAGAAGAAGGUCCAACAACUCAAAUCUGAUGAUCAAAUCAAAGAGGAUAAAAACUGCCCAUUCCCCCCAAUGGAUGGCUUUCCAGAGUGUAAGAACAAACUGAAGUGGAUGCAGACUAUGUGGAAGACUGACUCGUGUUACUACAGUUACGGGGUUAAUGGGUCCCUUUGCUCCAUCUUGAUCUACCUCAGUGAGAUAGAGUCCUGGUGCCCUUUACUCCCUGGUCGACUGAAACCUGCAACUCCAGUUGAACACCCUGAGAUGGAGUCUGAUAUUGCAGUGGUACGGGAGAGUCUAACAGGUUUAUAUCCUGCACUGGAAAACAGAACCCAGUACCGUUGGAUUAACCAGAGAAUUCACAGCAUGGAAGAUAUUUGGGUCGAGGCUGGACGCUCUCUUUCAGCCAAAUAUGACCUUACGCAGCGGAGAGCUAAACAGAUUCUGGUGCAUCCCGGUGCAUUGACGGAUGAAUCAAAUGUUAAACUAACAGAGACUGCUUUUAAAGGGGGUCCCCUUGGAGAACUGGUCCAGUGGAGUGACCUCAUCUCCAGCCUUUACAUCCUGGGUCACCACCUUCACCUUACUGCCACGCUUAAUGACCUGAGAGACUUUUUAGGAAUAAAGAGAAACUGUCCAACUCGUCAUUCGAAGGUAGAAGUCAACUUGAUCUAUACAGACAUUAUUGGCUUUCAACAGAUCCAGAAAGAAGUAAAUACUUGGACUAAUUUCAAGUGUUUGAUUCGUGUGUUGGACUCUUUCGGCACUGAGCCCGACUUCAAUCAUGCAGCUUGGGCCAAGAAGCAGAAUCUGAAGAGUCCCUUUGGAGGCCUCAGUCUGAUCCCAAAGCAGUUUUACACCAUGUUCCCUCACACACCAGACAACACAUUCCUGGGCUUUGUGGUGCAACACCAGCUGAGCAACAAGGAAACUGAGCAGCUCAAAUCAAUCCCGAGACAAAGCCAGGCGCUUGUGUACGGAAAGAGUGCAACGUUUUGGAAGGGUAAAGAAGCAUAUCUGGAUGUUAUCCAUAAAUACUUGGAGAUUCAUGGAACGGUUGAUAAUGGCACUCUGAUUCCAAGCUAUGUGAAGAACCAUGGUAUUAUCAAAGGCACGGAGGUGCAGAGUCUGUUGAGACAGAGUAAGGUGUUUGUAGGACUGUCUUUCCCGUAUGAAGGCCCCGCCCCUUUAGAGGCAUUAGCCAAUGGCUGUGCUUUCCUGAACCCAAGGUUACAUCCUCCACAGAGCAGCCUGAACUCACAGUUCUUCAAGGGAAAGCCCAACAUCAGAGAGGUGGCAUCCCAGCAUCCCUAUGCAGAGGCCAUCGGUGAGCCUUAUGUAUGGUUGGUAGAUAUGAACAACUCCACAGAUGUGGAAAGAGCGCUCAAUGCCAUCCUCAAUCAGAGUAUUGAGCCGUACCUUCCCUUCGAGUUUACCUGUGAAGGGAUGCUUCAAAGAGUCAAUAUCCUCAUUGAAAAACAGGAUUUUUGUGACAGCACAAGGAGCUGGCCUCCACUGAGCACGCUCCAGGUUGUGAAGGCAGAGGCAGGCACUUCCUGUAAACAGGCAUGCAAGGAUAAAGGGCUUAUCUGUGAACCUGCAUUCUUCCCUCAUCUAAACAGUGACAGGAAUCUUUUAAACUACAACAUAGACUGUCAAUCAUCAGAGCUGUCUGACAGUAGUUUAGUCUUUCCAGCCUACGGCAACAAUAACAGCAGCAAACACUGUCUGUUCCAGUCUGAUUCCCUGCUCUUCAGCUGCGUGAGAUCAGAACAGUCUUUGAUUCGCAUCUGCCCCUGUAGAGACUACAUCAAGGACCAGAUAGCCUUGUGCAAGGAAUGCAUCUAACUCCUGGAUGGUAAACAAUGAAGAUACUCUGCACUUUAAAACAAUUCAGGAGGCAAAGCCAGAGCUCCCUUGAAAACUGGCCCUCUAAGAUGCUCCGAGCAAGGAGUUUGGUGAGAUCCUUGGCUUUUUCCUAGUGGGAGUCAACACAAGAGAUGUGAUUGAGAUCACACGAGUUUAUGAGGAUUUUAUCUAAAUAUUAAGACUCAGAACACACAAGCUGCUUAUUUAUUCAGUGUAGGAUUUCUUGCCUCUGUACUACUUUCAAGAAAAUGAAGGAGAACUUGAUGUAGUAUUGGACUGACAUCACAUGAUGCCUGAGCACAACGCCGCUUUGUCAAUCAGAAGGGCCAGCAGGUCUACAGACUGUUCCUUUUUGCACUACUUCCUCGUCUUCUCUGUGAGAAACGACAUUUUGUUCAGCUGUAUACGGGAUAUCCAGAUGAAUGACAAUAAAGUUUGAGUUGAGAUGAAGC
This is a messenger RNA of Notolabrus celidotus (New Zealand spotty), 2701 nucleotides long. Its product is annotated as alpha-1,6-mannosylglycoprotein 6-beta-N-acetylglucosaminyltransferase A-like. Gene Ontology annotation, biological process: protein N-linked glycosylation. Bases 15 to 2228 code for a protein of 737 amino acids. The record is from RefSeq and is a predicted model, not a curated record. Gene Ontology annotation, cellular component: Golgi apparatus. NCBI's taxonomy places the organism in Eukaryota, Metazoa, Chordata, Actinopteri, Labriformes, Labridae. Gene Ontology annotation, molecular function: alpha-1,6-mannosylglycoprotein 6-beta-N-acetylglucosaminyltransferase activity. The transcript has 17 exons.